AUGCCCUCAGCUUCUCCGAACACAUCGGAUUCCGACAUUGAGCAAGAUCUUCUGGCAAGUGCUUAUGAGGCUUCCGACUCCGCCGUGACUGCUGGGAAGUAUGUGGUGGAUUAUGAUCCGGAGCGGCUUUCCACCAUCAUGGUGCUCCUUACAUGGAGAGGCACGGUCUUCCGCAAUGCCAUCCUCUGGGUGGAGCAGCUCUUAGUGGUAGGUGUCUACGUUGCUACGGCAUUUAUCGUCCAUCGAGGCGACAUGCGUGACGAGGAAGUCCAGAAAGACGCAACCGGCCUGGCAGACAAGAUGGCGACCUUGGCCGCUUUCCUGCUUGGUUUCUACACCUCCCUCACAGUGAGCCGCUGGUGGAGACUUCGUACUGAUGGCAUCGGCAACAUCUGGUCGGCAACAUCUCAGUUGAGCUUGUUCCUGUCGCAGUUCGUUACCCGGGACAAACAAAUUUUGGACGCCGUUCGCCGCUAUGCCCGCGCCUCUUUAACCAUCAUCUUCCUGAAGAGGAGGUACGGUGCCCAGAGGCUCUCAGAGAAGCUGGAUAUCCUCAUCUCCGACGGUAUCCUUUUAGAAGAUGAGGUGGAGCAGCUCCGAAAGUACAACAACAACUUAGCCGAGAGCAUCUGGACCUGGAUUGCACACAUCGUGGCAGACCUCGACAAGAAGGGCAAGAUCAAGGGCGAGGUGAUGCUCAACUUCCUCAUGGAGCGAGUCAACUUGGGCCGGAGUGGUGCCGCCCUGAUUGGCGCACAGUUGGGGACACCCAUUCCGUUGCCGUAUAUCCAUUUGAUGGGUAUCCUGGUGAAGAUCCACAAUGGCAUCCUUGGCAUUACCUUGGGCUUCGUGCUUGGCUGCUCCUGGCAGGAAAGCUGGUCUGCGCGGGUCCUGCUCAGCAUCAAGGUCUUCUUUAUCCCACUUCUGUACAACGCAAUUUUGCUGGUCAAUGCAGUGUUGGCGGACCCCUUCAACGGCGAGGUCAACGACUUCCCAGUCGCCAAGUACCAGCUUGGAAUCGAAGGCGACGGAGCAAGCUACGUGGACGCGGGAGAUCACCUCCCGGCACUGUUGAAGAAGACGGCGUAG
Messenger RNA from Symbiodinium sp. CCMP2592, 1089 nucleotides. Lineage: Eukaryota; Dinophyceae; Suessiales; Symbiodiniaceae. The record is from the annotation of a GenBank genome assembly.